AUGGCUCAACUUCUGAACAGCAUACUCACUGUGAUCAAAGUGUUCCAUAAAUUUAGCAGUGAGAAUGGGGACUGUACCUCGCUGUGCAAGAAGGAGCUGAAGCAACUGCUUUUGAUUGAAUUUGGAGACAUACUCCGGAGACCAAAUGACCCAGAGGCUGUGGAAACCAUCAUGAGCUUCUUGGAUCAAGACAGAAAUGGAUACGUUGACUUUCAAGAGUAUCUCUUGUUGGUGUUCCAACUGGCCCAAGCCUGCUAUCAUAAGCUAGAUAAUGAGUCAUGUGGGGAUAGAACCUCCCAGCAAGAACAAGGGCAAGAGGGAAUACGGGACCAUACAUUUCCAAGAAACACAAGUAGACAGAGGCAUGAGGGAAAAAGGCAGGACACCCACCACAGUCAGUCUGAGACCCAAGAUAGGGAUGCCCACUACGGUCAGUCUGAGAGACAAGAUAUGGACACUCACCAUCGUCAGUCUGAGAAACAAGAUAGGGACACCCACUAUGGUCAGUCUGAGAGACAAGAUAGGGACACCCAUCAUCGUCAGACUGAGAGACAAGAUCAGGAUUCCUGUGAUGGUCAGUCUGAGAGACAAGGUCAGGAUUCCAGCUAUGGUCAGAGAUUGAGUCACAAAUCUAGCAGUGGCCAGUCUGAAAGACAGGGAUAUAUCUUUGCCUUAAAUCGGUAUGAGAAACCAGGUCAGGAUUCUUAUUACAGUCAGUCUGAAAGUCUUAGCCGACAAUCAAACAGACAUGGCCAGAGUUCCCACUAUGGUCAGACUGACAGACAAAGCCUUGGUUCUCAGGGUGGUCAGACAGACAGACAAGGCCUGAGUUCUCAAUAUGGUCAGACAGAAAGACAAGGCCUGAGUUCUCAAUAUGGUCAGACAGACAGACAAGACCUAAGUUCCCACUAUGGUCAGACAGAAAGACAAGGCCUGAAUUCUCACUAUGGUCAGACAGACAGACAUGGCCAGAGUUCCCACUAUGGUCAGACUGACAGACAAAGCCUUGGUUCUCAGGGUGGUCAGAUAGACAGACAAGGCCUGAGUUCUCAAUAUGGUCAGACAGACAGACAAGGCCUGAGUUCUCAAUAUGGUCAGACAGAAAGACAAGGCCUGAGUUCUCAAUAUGGUCAGACAGACAGACAAGACCUAAGUUCCCACUAUGGUCAGACAGAAAGACAAGGCCUGAAUUCUCACUAUGGUCAGACAGACAGACAUGGCCAGAGUUCCCACUAUGGUCAGACUGACAGACAAAGCCUUGGUUCUCAGGGUGGUCAGAUAGACAGACAAGGCCUGAGUUCUCAAUAUGGUCAGACAGACAGACAAGGCCUGAGUUCUCAAUAUGGUCAGACAGAAAGACAAGGCCUGAGUUCUCAAUAUGGUCAGACAGACAGACAUGGCCAGAGUUCCCACUAUGGUCAGACAGAAAGACAAGGCCUGAAUUCUCACUAUGGUCAGACAGACAGACAUGGCCAGAGUUCCCACUAUGGUCAGACUGACAGACAAAGCCUGAGUUCCCACUAUGGUCAGACAGACAGACAAGGUCAGGGUUCUCACUAUGGUCAGACAGACAGACAAGGCCAGAGUUACCACUAUGGUCAGACAGAUAGACAAAGCCUUGGUUCUCAGUAUGGUCAGAUAGACAGACAAGGCCAGAGUUCUUGCUAUGGUCAGACAGACAGACAAGGCCAGAAUUACCACUAUGGUCAGACAGACAGACAAGGCCAGAGUUAUUGCUAUGGUCAGACAGACAGACAAGGCCUGAGUUCUCACUACGGUCAGUCAGAAACUGGGGAAACUGAAAUACAAGGGCAAAAUAGGUACUCCCAAGGGAGUGAGAAAACAAGAAGGAAUUCAUAUGUGGAGCAAUCAGGACGGUCAAGAAGACUAAGUCAACAGACUCAAGGACAGGAAGUCAACCAAAAUCAGGGUCAAGGACUCCAGUCAGGAACAGAGCAGCAGAAGAGACACCAGGCAUGGGAGCUGCAGCCAGAGGAAGAUAGCCAGCACCACCAACACAAAUUCUUAGCACAAAUUCAGCAAGAAAGGCCACUUUGCCACAAAGGGAGAGAUUGGCAAUCAUGCGACAGUACGCAGGACCACAGACAGGCCCAGAUCAGGCAGAGCCGUGGUGAGGGGCAGAGACACCAGACAGAGGAGAGGCAGAGCCGUCAGAGCCAGGGUAGACAGAGUCAUGAGGGUCAGGGAAGUCCAUGCGAUAGACAAGACAGGCAAACCCACGAAGACGAGCAGAACCAUCAGAGACGAGACAGGCAAACCCACGGAGACGAGCAGAACCAUCAGAGACGAGACAGGCAAACCCACAGAGACGAGCAGAACCAUCAGAGACAAGACAGGCAAACCCACGGAGACGAGCAGAACCAUCAGAGAGAAGACAGGCAAACCCACGGAGACGAGCAGAACCAUCAGAGACAAGACAGGCAAACCCACGGAGACGAGCAGAACCGUCAGAGAGAAGACAGGCAAACCCACGGAGACGAGCAGAACCGUCAGAGACAAGACAGGCAAACCCACGGAGACGAGCAGAACCGUCAGAGACAAGACAGGCAAACCCACGGAGACGAGCAGAACCGUCAGAGACAAGACAGGCAAACCCACGGAGACGAGCAGAACCGUCAGAGACAAGACAGGCAAACCCACGAAGACGAGCAGAACCGUCAGAGACAAGACAGGCAAACCCACGGAGACGAGCAGAACCGUCAGAGACAAGACAGGCAAACCCACGGAGACGAGCAGAACCGUCAGAGACAAGACAGGCAAACCCACGGAGACCAGCAGAACCGUCAGAGACAAGACAGGCAAACCCACGAAGACGAGCAGAACCAUCAGAGACAAGACAGGCAAACCCACGGAGACCAGCAGAACCGCUCCUACCUCAUCCGAGGCACUGUCCAUUGA
Molecule: messenger RNA, 2919 nt
Organism: Choloepus didactylus (southern two-toed sloth)
Lineage: Eukaryota; Metazoa; Chordata; Mammalia; Pilosa; Megalonychidae
Gene: RPTN
Product: repetin
Exons: 8
Coding region: 1-2919 (972 amino acids)
Cellular component (GO): cornified envelope
Molecular function (GO): calcium ion binding; transition metal ion binding
Source: RefSeq, a predicted model, not a curated record